CGGAACAGCAGAGACAACCAAUUGAUACACCUGUAUAACAUCGUCGUCAUGGCACAGCUCGCUACCUUCAAACCCCCCACGGUUCAGAAUGAGCCAAACGUCUGUCGCAGCCCCUCUCCCCGUUCGUAAGCUGUAUAGCUUAACUAACAGCGGAUAUAGAAACACUACGCUAAGGGCUCUCCAGACCGAGAGCAGCUCGUCUGUGCCCUGGAGCAGUUCAAGAAGAAAGCCCCUCUCGAAGUUCCUGUCGUGAUUGGAGGGAAAGCUAUCACCACCUCUCCGAUACAGACGCAGCAGAACCCAUCUGACCACGCCGUCUGUGUUGCUAAAUAUCACACUGCUUCAGAUGAAGACAUCAAAGCGGCUAUUGACAAUGCUUUGGAAGCCAAAAAGAAGUGGGAGGCCAUGCCUUUCUCAGACAGGGCCUCUAUCUUCCUGAAGGCGGCUGAUCUAGUCGGCACCAAGUACCGUUAUGAAAUGAUGGCCGCCACCAUGUUGGGCCAGGGGAAGAACGCAUGGCAGGCAGAGAUCGACGCUGCUGCUGAGCUGUGUGACUUUUUAAGGUUCAAUGUUCACUAUGCAUCUGAACUCUACGCUCAGCAGCCAGUUCACAACGCCCCGGGAGUCUGGAACCGUGUCGAAUACCGACCCCUCGAAGGCUUUGUCUAUGCUAUUUCCCCAUUCAACUUCAGUGCUAUCGGAGGCAACCUGCCCGCCGCCCCAGCUCUCAUGGGCAAUGUCGUGCUGUGGAAGCCCUCCCCCUUUGCCAUUGCGUCCAACUACCUCAUCCAUAACAUUCUCACCGAAGCUGGCCUCCCAGCGGGUGUCAUUCAGUUCGUCCCCGGAGACGCUGAGAGAAUCACCAGCCUGGUCCUAGACAACAAGCACUUCUCCUCCCUACAUUUCACCGGCAGUACAGCCGUGUUCCGUUCUCUCUAUGGCAAGAUCGCCCAGGGUGUAGCAGACGGCAAAUACCGCAAUUAUCCUCGCAUUGUAGGCGAGACCGGAGGAAAGAACUUCCACCUUCUCCACGCCAGCGCAGACACGGACAAUGCCGCUAUUCAUACGGUUCGCGGAGCAUUCGAGUUCCAGGGCCAGAAGUGUAGUGCCUGCUCAAGAGCCUACGUGCCACAGUCAAAAUGGGAUGUAUUCCGAAACAAACUCGUGGAAGAGACGGAGAAAUUGAAGAUCGGACCUCCCGAGGACUUCGCUAAUUUCAUCGGACCCGUUAUCCACGAAGCUUCGUUCAAGAAAUUGGCCAAGGUUAUUGAUGACGCGAAAAAUGACAAGGAGCUUACACUCCUUGCUGGAGGUAAAUACGAUUGCUCAAAGGGAUACUUCAUUCACCCAACUAUAUACUCCACAACGAACCCAGAACAUCACCUUCUCAACACCGAGCUCUUUGGGCCAGUGCUGGUUAUCCUCGUGUACCCAGAUCAAGCAGCUAAUGCGUUUGAGAAGAUCUGUGAAACAAUUGAUAACACCGGUGCCUAUGGCUUGACUGGUGCUGUGUUCUCUCAGGAUCGUGCGGCAGUUCAAUAUGCCGAGAAUGCCCUUAGGGGUACUGCUGGAAACUUCUACAUCAACUGUAAGUGUACUGGUGCUGUUGUUGGGCAGCAGCCAUUCGGAGGUGCUAGGGCGUCUGGUACCAAUGAUAAGGCCGGUAGCGCGGCUUUGAUGGGCAGGUUUGUGAGUAUGAGGUCCAUCAAGGAAGAGUUUGUACCUGUUCAGAGUGUACUGUAUCCCAGCAAUGAGUAG
Trichophyton rubrum CBS 118892 is the source of this 1758-nucleotide messenger RNA. Its product is annotated as 1-pyrroline-5-carboxylate dehydrogenase. Gene Ontology annotation, molecular function: L-glutamate gamma-semialdehyde dehydrogenase (NAD+) activity. The transcript is spliced from 3 exons. Gene Ontology annotation, cellular component: mitochondrial matrix. The coding region runs from base 406 to 1758 and encodes 450 amino acids. The record is from RefSeq and is a predicted model, not a curated record. Lineage: Eukaryota; Fungi; Ascomycota; Eurotiomycetes; Onygenales; Arthrodermataceae.